CUGUCAUUUCGCAGAGCGCUAUUUUUGUGCAGGGCCUACGCGUUCGCAACCUCAGCCCCAAGAGCUUCAGGAUACUUCCAGGUUCAGCAUGGACAUGGCUAUGACCAGCGCCUUGGUUCUCUUCUACCUCAUGAACGCGGUUAUCUGCGGCUUUGUGCAGCAUCAGGGCACUGGCACUUGGAUUUCUUGUGUCAUGCUUUGGGCGAUGUGGUGCUGGGUUGCAUUUUUGACCUGGUACACCUGGGACGCAUGGGCCUGUUGGAGGAAGUUCAUGCAGCAUCGUAAGCUUCGCUCAAGUCCCGACAGCCCCUCCCACAAGCGUCGCCCCAACCUGGAGCAUCGGCCUCGCAGUAGCAUACCAUUGCCUGCGGAGGAGGAGAUUACAAAGCUUGCUCGCCUGCUCUGUGCAAAGAAUGAGGUGACUAGACCGCGCACCUACAAACGGCUGGGCUCUGCUGUGAGCCAGCUUUCCCUGGGCAGCUUGGACAGCAACAUUGCUGGCCAACUUGACAUGGAUCACGUGCACUUGUCGUUCGAGCCCUUUCUUUGGGGGCGUGUGUUCAUCGGACUUGGCGCAUGGGUGAGUAUGAUUUUUGGUGGCAAGGACACGCCAGGUGUUUUGCGCUAUGGCCUCAUGCAACUUCUUCGCAGACUUGGUCUUUGCUGCAAGGUUCAGGACCCCGCGAAGACUUGCGCCGAGCUGCUUCUAGAAACAACUCUUGCCAUCUACGUGCAGAGCGUAACGGCCGAUCCUACCAUCGAUGCCAUUGCCAAGUUUGUGAUCCCCGAUGUUCCUCACUUUGCAGAGAAAGGUGCAAAACUGGUGCACAAGGACUUGGUUGCCACUGUCCAUCUGUCUUGCCGCAGGCUCAUGAGUGCUUCCUUCGGAGGGUUGACGUUGUCGGCAGAUGAAGCCAUGGUUCUGCUGAACAUGGCCUGUGCCUACCUUGUUCAUCCCAUGAUUCAUGCCUUCGGCAAUUGGGCCACCGACCCGGACAGCGGCAAUCCAGUGGUCCGGCGCAACUCGAUUGCCACCGUGCUGUACAACUACUAUGGGGUCAAUGCGUUUGGGCAUUGGUGCGAUUUGAUGUGCCUGCUUGGCUUCGGCAAUGUAGACGCACAGCGCUUCAAGACGAUGCUCGAAUCGGUGCUCAAACAACAUGUGCCGCCUCAUCCUCAGGUCAAAGCGCUGAUGCCACACAGCAAGUUGGUCAGCUUCACAGUCCACAUUCGCAGAAGAAAAUUCCUCCAGCUCUUUGAACACUACCAGCACGACUUCCCGGGCAUUGACGGGGAAGCGCUCUUUCUCGCCACCGUGGUGCAUCCCCUGGACCAUUUCAACUUGAUCACCCUUCAACAUGUCAUGGACAUGGUUUGCAUGAACCCGGAGUAUGACGAGGACCUGUUGGUGGUGCGUUCGGCAAUCAUGAUGACAUCCGAGAAGCUUUGGGUCACCUAUCUAGCCUAUGACUUCGGCUUUGCGGCCUCUGAGCACUCCCUCUUCCGUGAGAUCUACCAGAAGGCAGCAAGCAUCAACAAGCAGUUCGCUGACCAGCUGGAAUGCUGUGUGAUGCGCUAGAGUCGGUUAUGCAACGAUUUUCCCUGUGGAUCGUUCCCGGAGUCUCGUGUGAACGUUCUGUUUACGUUCGCGAAACCGCGAACGUCUGCAAAGUCUGCAAACCGUAGGCAGGCAGGCCAACUGGCCACAAGACAGCCAGCUACCCGAGCCACCCGCG
This is a messenger RNA of Effrenium voratum, 1736 nucleotides long. The record is from the annotation of a GenBank genome assembly. NCBI's taxonomy places the organism in Eukaryota, Dinophyceae, Suessiales, Symbiodiniaceae.